AUGAGGAUACAGUUUGGAACUUUGCUAGCAGAUAUUGGGCUCAUUGCUCUUCCAAAACAAUAUCAGGUUGGUGGAAGAAAGAAAGAGAAUCUUGACACUUGGUUUUCAGAUGAAUCACAACCAUUCAAUAUGUAUUCAACCCAUUCAUCAAUUGUAAAGGCAAUAUUAUGUGCAGGUUUAUAUCCCAAUAUUGCAGCCACUGGGAAAGGCAUUGCUGAAGCAACUCUCACUAACCUUAAACAAUCUGCCAGUCCGGCAACUAAGGAACGUCCAAUCUGGUAUGAUGGAAGAAGAGAAGUUAACAUACACCCUUCUUCUAUCAACAGUACUUUAAAAGAAUUUCAGUAUCCCUUCAUUGUCUUCCUCGAAAAGGUCGAAACAAACAAAGUAUUUCUCCGAGAUACAACAGUCAUUUCUCCCAACUCUAUUUUGUUGUUUGGUGGCUCCAUCAACAUCCAGCAUCAGACUGGACUUGUUAUUGUUGAUGGAUGGUUAAAACUGACGGCACCAGCACAAACUGCUGUCCUGUUCAAGGAACUCCGAUUAACUCUUCAUUCCGUUCUGAAGGAAUUGAUAAGAAAGCCAGAGAACUCCACCGUUGCUUAUAAUGAGGUUUUAAGGUCUAUUAUCCAUUUGUUGUUAGAAGAAGAUAAGCCCCCACAGUAA
Molecule: messenger RNA, 666 nt
Organism: Prunus armeniaca (apricot)
Lineage: Eukaryota; Viridiplantae; Streptophyta; Magnoliopsida; Rosales; Rosaceae
Source: the annotation of a GenBank genome assembly